AUGCUGUUGCUUCCAAGAUUAUUCGGCAGACCAGUGAUACAUGGUGUCCUGCGCAGUCCGGCCAUAACUCCGCUCUCGAGCGUGAGAUUGGUGAGCCGAACAUGGGCUCCCCUUAGCCAUACCGGCAUUGUGAGGCCUGCAGUGGGCGUGAGUCCGUUGCAGGUUGCAAGAACAUUCAGCUCGACCAGCCAGAAAUUCGAGUCGCAAAAAGAGUCUAAAGAGGAGCCCAAGGAUGGCACCGAUGGUGGACAAAAGAAAAAGUCCUCGUUCAAAGAGAUAUGGGAGUUGCUCAGACUCACAAAGACAGAAAUCCCUACAAUGUCAAUUGCCAUACUACUCCUGUUUGUGUCCUCUUCUGUUUCGAUGGUUUUCCCUAUGAUCAUGGGAAAGGUGAUAGACAUGGCGAAAGCCGAGGACCAGAAGUCCACCAUCAGCAUACUGUCCUAUGAAGUGCCUGCUAACCAAUUCUACGCCGCGGUGGGGGCCCUCUUUUUCCUGGGAGCGUGUGCUAACUUCGGGAGGAUCAUUCUUUUGCGCAAAGUCGGCGAGCGGAUCAUGGCCAAGCUGAGACUCGAUAUAUUGCGGAAAAUAUUCUACCAGGAUGCCAAGUUCUGGGACUACCACAAGUCUGGCGAUCUGAUCUCACGUUUGGUCAAUGACUCGACCAUUGUGGCGCGCUCUGUCACCCAGAACAUCAGCGACGGGCUGCGCUCGUCGAUCAGCGGGCUUGUUGGAAUUGUCAUGAUGGUGACCAUUUCCGUCAAGCUUACAGGCUACAUGACACUGAUCUUUCCUGUUUUAAUUUUUAUGUCGCUGGUGUUUGGAAGAAAAAUCAAGGCUCUCUCCAAAGACAUCCAGAAACAGCUCGGAAAUCUCACCAAAGUGUCGGAGGAGCAAUUCAACUUCACAAAAACUAUCCAGAGCUUCAACAACGAGGAGUACGAGGUGGGGAAGUUCCGCAAGGAGGUCCAAAGACUGUACAACCUAUCUGUGUAUGAAGGCCGGCUCAAUGGCUAUUUUUUCGCUGGCAAUGGCUUUGUCGGUAACGUUUUCCUCAUCGGACUGCUGUCGUUGGGCGUGCAGAUGGUGCGUCAAGGCGAGCUUUCCAUUGGAGAGCUUUCUUCGUACAUGCUGUACACGACAUUCAGUGCCUCAAGCGUUUAUUCGCUGUCGAACUUUUACUCUGAGCUGAUGAAGGGCGUGGGAGCAUCAGAACGUGUGUUCGAGCUCAUCAGGCUGCAACCGGCCAUUGUGCCUUCUGAAGGAAAGAAAAUCAACGUGCUGGGGAACAUUGAGUUUAGAAACGUCGCUUUCAAAUACCCGACGCGUCCGACGCACCAGGUGUUUGGAUCCCUGAACCUCAAGAUCAACAAGGGUGACCAUGUGUGUCUCGUUGGGCCGAGCGGGUGCGGAAAAAGUACCGUGGCGCAGCUGCUACUGCGCCACUACGAGCCACUCUCUGGAAGCAUUCUAAUCGACGGCCAGCCUCUGACGGAGGUCAGUCUGGCCAGUUUCAGGGAACAGACGGGAGUUGUUCAGCAGGAGCCCAUGCUGUUUUCUGGCACUCUAAGGGAGAACAUCACGUACGGAAAAAUGGACGCCACCGACGAGGAGAUCCAGAAAGUGUGCGAUCUGGCGAACUGCACGAGCUUCAUCAGCAAUUUCCCCGACAAACUGGAAACCGUGGUUGGCUCUAGGGGCGCCCAGCUAAGUGGAGGACAGAAACAGAGAAUAGCUCUUGCAAGAACGCUACUUUUGGGCCAUCGGACCGACAAAAAGGUGUCUGUUUCUGAAGCGUACAGCUCGCGUGGAGAGCUGCUUCUUGGGCCAAGCAUUUUGAUUCUGGACGAGGCCACGUCUGCACUGGACGCCAAGUCGGAGGAGGCCAUCAAGCGCACACUCAAGCUCAGACAGGAGGCCGGUCUUACCACUAUCAGCAUCGCUCAUCGGCUGAGCACCAUCAAGACCAGCGACAAAAUUGUCGUGUUCAACCACAAGGGUGUGAUCGUGGAGUACGACAACUUCGACAAGUUGUAUGCCAAUCCUAAAAGCGAGCUCAACAGACUGCUCUCGAAGAGCGAGAACGGCGAGGAGACCGAAGAGAAGGAUGAGUGA
Messenger RNA from Ogataea angusta, 2115 nucleotides. RefSeq lists its product as uncharacterized. Bases 1 to 2115 code for a protein of 704 amino acids. The record is from RefSeq and is a predicted model, not a curated record. Gene Ontology annotation, biological process: transmembrane transport. The transcript has a single exon. Gene Ontology annotation, cellular component: membrane. Gene Ontology annotation, molecular function: ATP binding; ATP hydrolysis activity; ABC-type oligopeptide transporter activity. NCBI's taxonomy places the organism in Eukaryota, Fungi, Ascomycota, Pichiomycetes, Pichiales, Pichiaceae.